Messenger RNA from Diaporthe amygdali, 1221 nucleotides. RefSeq lists its product as uncharacterized. Gene Ontology annotation, biological process: maturation of SSU-rRNA from tricistronic rRNA transcript (SSU-rRNA, 5.8S rRNA, LSU-rRNA). NCBI's taxonomy places the organism in Eukaryota, Fungi, Ascomycota, Sordariomycetes, Diaporthales, Diaporthaceae. Gene Ontology annotation, cellular component: Pwp2p-containing subcomplex of 90S preribosome; small-subunit processome. The record is from RefSeq and is a predicted model, not a curated record. Gene Ontology annotation, molecular function: protein binding; snoRNA binding. Bases 1 to 1221 code for a protein of 406 amino acids. The transcript has a single exon.
AUGGCCAACGUCGCCGAAAAGGCGCGCUUCCACCUCGAGCGCGCCGUCCCCCAGCUGCGCGAGUUUGAGGAAAAAGAAAUCUUCACCAAGGACGAGAUCCGCACCCUCGUCUCCAAGCGCACCGAAUUCGAGCACCUCGUCCUCGGGCCCGGCUGCAAGCCACACCACUUCCAGUCCUACGUCGCCUGGGAGCUGUCCCUCGACAAGCUGCGCGCCAAGCGGUGCCUGCGCAAGAGGAUCAAGCACUCCACGUCCCACGCCAGCAACGCCCGCGUCUUCAACAUCUACGAGCGCGCCGUCUUCCGCCACCCGGGCAGCCUCGAGCUGUGGGCCGACUACCUGGACUACGCCGCGCGCGCCAAGGCCACCAAGAGGUGGAGGAAGAUCAUGACCCGCGCCCUGAGGAUGCACCCCGUCAACCCGGGCCUGUGGGCCAGGGCCGGGAGGCGGGCCGCGGGCGACGGCGACAUGGAGGGCGCGCGCGGCAUGUUCAUGCGCGGGUGCCGCUUCUGCAACUCCACCGCCGACCUGUGGCUGGAGUACGCCCGCGUCGAGAUGGAGUGGCUGGCCAAGAUGGAGCGGAAGAAGGGCGGGAGGAAAGGCCUUGAGGGCGCACGUGCCGAGGAGACGGUUGAGGAUGGUGAUGUCCUGCGGCUUGGCGACGAUGACUCGGAGGAGGACGAGUUCGCCGACACCGAGAUCCUGCCCGACCCGAUGGCGGACGAGAACAGCAAGAAGGCCAAGGAGGCGCGGAAGGUCUUCUCGGACGAGGCGAUCCGGAAGCUGGAAAAGAGUCCCGCACUGCAGGGUGCCAUACCCAAGGCCGUCUUUGACGUCGCCAGGAAACAGCCCUUCUUCAACGCACCCGCUGCCGAGGCAUUCUUCGACAUGUUCGCUACCUUUACAACCGUCUCGGUCCAGGCUGCCAUCAUCCAGCACGUCCUGGAUGCCAUGGUCGAGGACUACCCAAGACACCCGGCCACCUGUGGCUGUCUUGUCCGGCAGCCGUUGAUUGGUGUCGAUGUCACCACAGUCGAGUUCCCCAGGGCGCUGCGCGAGGUUCUGGCAAGACUCAAGACACAAACAGAGAAUACGGAGGACAAGGGCAAGCUGGCGGCCAAGACUGUGGCUUGGAUCGAUCCCAUCCUCAGCAGGACCGAACUGGACGAGAAUGUCCGUACAGUGCUGGAACAUACUAAGCGCAAGUUGGAAAACCCCUGA